Molecule: messenger RNA, 5049 nt
Organism: Frankliniella occidentalis (western flower thrips)
Lineage: Eukaryota; Metazoa; Arthropoda; Insecta; Thysanoptera; Thripidae
Exons: 16
Coding region: 434-4648 (1404 amino acids)
Biological process (GO): meiotic sister chromatid cohesion, centromeric; mitotic spindle assembly checkpoint signaling; protein phosphorylation
Molecular function (GO): protein kinase activity; ATP binding
Source: RefSeq, a predicted model, not a curated record
UUGGGUUAGGAUCGUCCAUCUCUUCAGCUUUGUUUACGUUUGAAGACUUGAAAAUCGUUAAUCGGUUUUGUUUUCAUUUUCCUCUUUGGAUUUGGCGCAUAAUAUUUUCUCUAAUCUCCGUCUUGUUUCCUUGCAAACUGUGGACCACAUAGGAGGAAGCUAGUCCACUCUAAAGUUCCCCAUGCCCCAAAUAUGUGAUUUAAGCUCAAGCUUCUUUUUUAACAAACGUGUUACUAUAUUGUUCCCAUUUUUCUAAUCAAUAUGUUUUAAUUGUCUUGUUAAGAAUGAAAUGAAUACGUUAAUAUUAUUGGACUGUUAAGUUUGUUGCUUUGCCUCUUUCCCACUGGCCUAACCUAUAUUUUGUGAUUUAUACAAGCAUCAUUCUAUUCCUCUAUUAUCCAUGUGAUUCUGGAUCAUCAAUCAAUUUUAAAACAUGGAAAAUGCCGAUGCUCUUGACUUAUCCAAAGAAAAUAUCCAGCCUCUAAAGAGAGGUAGAAACACAACACAGCUCGGGCUUGCAUUACAAGCUCAAACAGAUUCUUCUUUACAUCAAAUGUUAUCAAAAAAACAAGAAUGGUAUGAAAUGCAGAUUCGCACCUAUGAAGGAUCAGAUCCUUUAGAGCUUUGGUGUGAUUACAUAUCUUGGGUUGAGCAAAGUUUCCCGAAACAUGGUCCUGAAGGAAAUUUAAGUGUAUUGCUCACUAAAUGCUUUCAGGCAUUUAAAGAUGAAGAGAAAUAUAAAAACGACUCCCGUUUUGUGGGACUAUGGAUAAAAUAUAUUGAAAUGCAAAAUGAUGCAAAACGUGUUGAAUUGUACCAACUGUUGCACACUCAGGGAAUCGGAGUGAAGUGUGCAGAGUUUUACCAAAGCUGGGCCUAUGAAUUUCAAUCUGUUGGAGAUUGGAAACAGGCUGAUCAGAUUUUCACAAAGGGUUCUAUGUACAUGGCACAACCAGCUGAAGAACUGCACGCUGCUCAUCAACUUUUUUUGUCAUCUUUUGUGUUUAAUCACAAAAACAUCAACAAUGAAACCCCAGAAGAUGAUGUUGGUAAUCAUCUUCAAGGUGACCAUCGAAUGCCUAUGGCAGCACUGAAAGCCAUUGGGAAAAAGAGUGUAGCACCUACUGUGAGAGUUGGGUCUAAUGUUAGAAGUCAGCUGCCGGGUGUGAUACCAGCGGUACAAGGAUCUUCUGGGCGCUCUGCUCCUUCCUCAAGAACAUUUGGUGUACGUGGUAACAAUGCAGGACCUGUCACAGUGUAUCAGGAGCAUGGUGAACCUGAGGGUGAAGUCCUGCACAGUCAGAAUGUUUCCUCAGCACUUCCGAUAGCUCAAACCAUAAACAAGGAAAAUGUUGUUAAGGCGGGUCCUUGGACUGGUCAAGGGCUAGGAUCACGGAAGCACCAUGUCACAAAUGCUGGCAAUUCUUUUAUGCCCAAACAACCUGGGUUCGAAGUGCACAAGGAUGAAGAGAAUGCAUCAAGUGGUCAUGAGCUACGGUCACAUGGUAUAGUUGUCCCAAAUGCCCUUCAACCCCGAAAAGGAUUAGAAGAUGGUUUCCAUGAUGCAAUAGCUAUUUUUGAGGAGCCAAACCCUUUUACAAAGCCUAUGUAUCGAAAGAAUGAGGUGUAUGCUGGAGGUAAAGAACUACAACUAGAGGAACUCCGUGCACUUGACUACUUUAAAAAGAGAGCUGAAAAAAACCAAAAAAUGAGAGAAAUGUCAGUGCAGCAUGGACAGUUAGCCAUGUAUGAAAGGAAAUUUAUGUCUCAUAAUGAGCCCUCUGUUUCUUUGGGUGUGACACAAGAAAAUCUUUAUCCACGUGAAGAGAAACCUGCCCCAUACUAUGCUGAUGGUCAUGGAUUAGACACCUUGUCAGAUCAGCCAUUUAGACAAGCAGGCCCUUCACCAAGUCCUGCUAAUAGUCUGACAUCAACAUUGAGCGGUUACCAGCAACCUCAGCCUCAAUCACUGUAUAGAACAGCUUUAUCGUCCGAGGGUGGAGCGCACUCUAGUGGUCAUCUCUCUCACCAUGAGCAGCCUCACAUGAGCCACAGGUUUCCUCCAUCUAAUCAGUCCGUACAUAAUCAGUCAAUGACCCUGCAUACUAAAUUGGCUAUGAAUGAAGUGCAAGACUUGUGGGGAAGCCCCACAAUCGUAAAAGCUCCCAAUAGUGGACCAAAUUUAGCUGCAAGUGCAACACCAAAUAUGUAUCAACCAGCAUUCCAGAUAAUGAAAGAUGACAGUUUACCCCAUCAAGUUCAUGAAAAUUCUCUGUUAAGAAGUGGAGAACCACAAACAUUUCCUCAUAAUCAUCAAGCUGUAGGCACAGUCUCCCAGACGCUAGCAACAGCACAGCAACAUCCUGUAAUGACCUCUAAUAAUUUUACAAACCCAACUGAGAUGUAUGAAGAUCCUAUGACAGGAACAUCUUUUAUGAAACAACGCAAUGGCUUUCAAGUGUUUCAAGAAUCAUCAUAUACUCCCCCUGACCCUCCUGUUUUGGGAGGAAAAUUUCAAGUUUUCUGCGACGGAGAUCCAGAAAACAAUGUUCCAUCUCACACACCCAUUUUGGACCGUGGAAAUUCAGGAAACUUGUCAAUAUCUGCCCACACCUCUGGUUCUAUUGAAAAAGUGGCAAAGGAAAAGGAAAAUUUACAUAAAUUUCCCCAAGCGGACAUUGAACUUAUGGAAGAAUGUGGUGUGACUCCUGCUCCAGAUAGCACAGGAACUGAGAUACAACAAGGCAACCAUUUCCAUAUUACACCAUCUGCAUAUAGUUCUCAUGCACAAAACCAGUCAAAUGUUUUUGUUGAUCAAGGACAUGUACAAAUUUCAUCUGCAGCUAUGGUCACUCAUGAGCCGAUGCACUUGGCCCCUCCAGAUCUUCAAGAACCAAUGCAAACUAACUCCCUUCCUGCUCACAACAUGCAGUCUGCCCCUUCUGUUUCUUAUGUGUAUAGCAACCAUGCUGCACCUUACAGUGCAAUGCAGCCUACUCCUCCAGUUUCACAUUGCUCUGCACCGUUAACACCUGAAGUGAUGGAAGAUGAUGCUCCUGUGGCUGCAGCCCCACAAUAUGGGGUAAACAUGUCGGAAACUGGUAUUACUGAGGCAUUUUUCUUCCCACAAAUGGCUGCUGCCUCAACACCCUUUCAAGCCUCACCAAAAAAGUCACGAGGUUCCAAGAAUGUCAUUGAUUUUAAUAGCUCAUUAUACCGAGUAGAACAAUCAUGGCCAGAAGAUGAUGGUGCUGAUGGGUCAAAUCAAUCAUCAGAUUCUCCAAAAACCGUACCUCCUUUGAAACUAUUUAGAAUAAAGAAUGAUGUGGAUCAACUUAGUGCUAUACUGGAAACAUCAAAAGAAAAGUACCAGAGUAUGCUCUCUACUGGAAGCAGAAACAGUUUGUCUUCUUCCAUUAAUAGCAAAUAUGGAAAAUACACAACCCAAAAGCAGAGUAUGGGUCCUCAGCCUGGCUUAAAUCAGAUUGAGGAAUCUUCUGAGCAUUCAUCUUCAUCCUCUCAAGAAGGUCUGGGCCAAGUGCAGGUUCAAGUUCAACCUCAAGCACAAGUUCAAGCCCAGCCACAGCCUCAGGGACCAGAUUCUCAAGUAAUGCAUGAAAUGGGUUUGCGAGUAGCCAAAGGAGAGAUAAACCCAUUUGACUCGCGAAUUCUUGAAUAUUUCCUCCACCACAUAGGAUUUCCUCUCCCCCAGCAUGCUGAAGGCUACAAUACUCUGAAUGGCGCUGUUCCAGCAAGGAGAAAUAAUUGUCUGACAUUAAAUGGGGAUGUGUAUACUGUUGGUAAAGUUCUUGGAGAAGGUGCUUAUGCUAAAGUACUAAAAGGAGUGGAUACAAGGACACAAAAAGAUGUUGCAUUGAAAAUUCAGAAGCCAGGUUGCCGAUGGGAGUACUAUAUAUGCAGAGAAAUCCAACACCGGCUAUCACAACGGGAUCUUGUAUCAGCUUUCAUGCCAGCAGAUCAGAUCUAUGUUUACAGUAAUGGUAGUGUAAUAGUCACAGACUUGCUACCAUUUGGAACUCUGCUAAAUCUAGUGAAUAAGGUAGUGGCAAGCACUAAACGGCCAAUGCAAGAGCCCCAAGUUCUAUUUUUAUUAGAACAGUUGAUAAGUGCUGUACAAGCUCUUCAUGCUUGUAAAAUAAUUCAUGGAGACUUGAAGCCUGAUAAUAUACUCAUGAGAACAAUUCCAGCUGUUAAUCAAGCACCAUGUAUUCAACUGAUUGAUUUUGGGCGAAGUAUAGAUAUGAAUCUAAUGCCCCCAGGGACAACAUUUAACCAAGUUGUUAUGACAGAUACAUUCACCUGCAUUGAGAUGCGGACAGGAAAACCAUGGACCUACCAGACGGAUUUGUUUGGACUUGCAAAUACAGCUCACUGUCUCAUCUUUGGUGAUUAUAUGAAGGUUCAAGAAAGCAGAACUACUGGCAGGUGGGCCAUUCAAACCAAGCUCGCUAGGAAUAUGAAUGCAGAUUUCUGGGGCUCGUUUUUUGAUACACUGUUGAAUGUCGAAUCCUGUGACUCCAUGCCUGACUUAGAAAUCUUACGAUCAGAUGCUCAGGCAUGCAUGAAUACUGUGACUCAGUUAGGUCUUUCUGUAUCAGCACUUGGCCGUAUUUUAUUGAAUCGAUGAUUAUUUAUCAAUUUAAGUCACAAAUCAUAAAAGCCUGAAUAUGAGUGAGUCGUGAUAGUUAAGUGUGUACUAUUGGCUUUAAUGCCUGAAAGCUUUUAAAUAUGUAUGUGUUUAGUAAAUUAAUAUGUAUUAAGAUGUAAAUUAGUCAAUUGAAAGGGCUCCCAAUUAAAGCUUAUACCUAGCUAAUCAAUUGCAUGUAUAUAAGUAUGUCAAAAUAUUUUUAUCUAAAUGUGUUAAAAUCUCAGGAUUGUGUGUUAGAUUGUAAGGUUCUGUAUAAGAUUCAGCAGCUUGUGAUAAAUGUAAUGGACUACAUAGCAAAACAUCUAUUUGUGGUGUUAGUAAAUUGUACAGAAGUUGUGCCUGUGUUCCGUUUGAAAUAACAACUUACGUUUCCUAUUUAA